CUGUUUAAUAUUAAUAGAGACAAAUAGAACUAUUUCACAUUUGGUGCAACCUAAUAUUUGCUCUAUUUAUGUACGUACAUAUGGAUUUAGAGGCGGUCAGGCAUCUUGUUUAAUUUAGUUCAGUUCAUACCAACAACAUACAACGGGCCGCGCACGUUUCAUUCGAUUGUACUGACUGCUCUAAUUUUCAGUGAUUUUUAAAGAGUACUGGCCGCGUGUUUCUUAUCGCUCUAUAGUUGGCUGCGUUGCUAAUAAAGGCUGGGAAAUGUCUGUAACGCAGACAAAACAAAUAAAAUUUCACAAUCCAGCGAGUUCCGCGAGCUCUGACAGCAGCAGCAUCACGUUUUUAUGCAGCAAAUCUAACCACAACACCGCUAUUACUGCCAACAAAAAUAUCAACAACAAUAACAGCAGUUACGCCGAUGUGGGAAAAUCAUCUGCCUCCAUCGACUUACUAACAACAACAACAUCACCACCACCACCACCAACAACGACAACAACGAGCGCACCAAUCAACAGUCACAUUGACGAUCGUUCCGAUGCGAUCGAACAGCUUUAUAUUGAUCCCUUUGCGGAGGCGGGGAGUACCGGAGAGCUCGUCUGCUGCCCGGCCUCACCAACAACAGUGCCUGCCAAGAACGCCCUGGAGUCCCCAAUGCGCCGCUCUGGGCGACGACCUCGUACGACUUCAAUCGGCAACCAGACGACCACUGCCAAUCCAUCGGAAUGCAUAAUACGAGCCAACAAUCGAACCAUUUACACAGCGGGGCGUCCACCAUGGUAUAAUUGCGCUGGACAGCAGGUCGAACCUUUCGUUAUAGGUAUUUGUGGUGGCAGUGCUUCUGGGAAAACCACAGUGGCAGAAAAAAUAAUAGAAAGUCUGGAUGUGCCUUGGGUAACGCUCUUGUCCAUGGAUUGCUUUUAUAAGAUCUUAAAUGAAAAGCAACACGAGCAAGCGCUCUACAACGAAUACAACUUUGACCACCCGGAUGCCUUUGACAUCGACUUGCUGCUGGAUGUGCUAACCAAGCUAAAGGAGGGCCGGAAAGUCGAGGUGCCAGUAUAUAAUUUUGUGACACAUGGACGUGAGAGCCAAACAAAAACCAUGUAUGGCGCAAAUGUUAUUAUAUUUGAAGGGAUUCUCACUUUUCAUAGUCCCGAGGUAUUGAAACUCUUGGACAUGAAAAUAUUCGUCGAUACAGAUUCAGACAUACGUCUAGCCAGGCGACUGAAACGAGAUAUUUCACAACGUGGGCGCGACCUUAAAGGCGUGCUAAAACAAUACCUGAAUAUGGUGAAGCCAUCCUAUGCCAACUAUAUAGCACCUACAAUGGUACACGCUGAUAUUAUUGUGCCCCGCGGGGGUGAGAAUAAAGUGGCCAUUCAUUUAAUAGUUCAACACGUACACACGCAGUUGCAAUUGCGCGGAUUUAAAUUACGUGAAACGCUGGCUAACUCCUACAAAGACCAACCCAUGCCAGAUUCUCUUCAUUUACUGCAUCCGACACCGCAAAUCAAAGGACUGCAUACAUUUAUACGCUGCAAGAAUACAUCUCGAGAUGAAUUCAUCUUCUAUUCAAAGCGUCUUAUACGUCUGGUCAUAGAGUAUGCGCUAAGCCUGUUUCCCUUCAAGGAGACAACCAUUGAAACGCCUCAGGGCGUUUUGUAUAGUGGCAGACGGAUGGCCUCCCGUAAAAUAUGCGGCGUCUCUAUAUUGCGCGCCGGCGAGACUAUGGAACAAGCCGUUUGUGACGUGUGCAAGGACAUACGUAUUGGCAAGAUCCUUAUACAGACUAACUUAAAGACAGGCGAACCAGAGCUGUACUAUCUUCGCUUGCCCAAAGACAUUAAAGACUACAAGGUGAUACUGAUGGACGCGACUGUGGCCACCGGUGCGGCUGCCAUGAUGGCUGUGCGUGUUCUGCUCGACCAUGAUGUGCCGGAGGAGAAUAUUAUACUUGCUUCGCUGCUGAUGGCCGAAAUCGGUGUACACUCCAUUGCAUAUGCCUUCCCUAGGGUUAAAAUUGUUACUUCCGCUCUGGAUCCGGAGAUUAAUAGUAAGUUUUAUGUUAUACCCGGCAUUGGCAAUUUCGGCGACCGCUACUUUGGCACAGAGCCGUCGGAUGACUACUGAGGAUCCACACAAUCCUCCUAAUCUUAAUAUACAUAAUUAAAAAUAAGUUUCAAAUUGUCGCUGGAUGAUGAUACUGAUCCCAAGGCAAAACACAAUGUUACUUAAAUUAUACAACAUUCAGAUAUUUCGAAAUCA
Scaptodrosophila lebanonensis is the source of this 2269-nucleotide messenger RNA. RefSeq names its product uridine-cytidine kinase-like 1. The coding region runs from base 266 to 2134 and encodes 622 amino acids. Gene Ontology annotation, molecular function: ATP binding; kinase activity. Lineage: Eukaryota; Metazoa; Arthropoda; Insecta; Diptera; Drosophilidae. The transcript is spliced from 9 exons. Gene Ontology annotation, cellular component: cytoplasm. The record is from RefSeq and is a predicted model, not a curated record.